Daldinia caldariorum is the source of this 729-nucleotide messenger RNA. RefSeq lists its product as uncharacterized. The transcript has 2 exons. Lineage: Eukaryota; Fungi; Ascomycota; Sordariomycetes; Xylariales; Hypoxylaceae. The record is from RefSeq and is a predicted model, not a curated record. Gene Ontology annotation, molecular function: RNA binding. The coding region runs from base 128 to 589 and encodes 153 amino acids.
GUAAGAGGUAUCUUAUUUGUUAGAACUCAAGUCUCACCCCAAAAACUCACCUAUUAUAUAAUACUAGGUCAAAAAGUCACUAAAACACCAUCAUUCAUAUAACCCCAAGCUCCAACGGUCAUUCAAUAUGACGGACGCGGCCCGUUGGAAGGCUACCGUAUACGUCGGAGGUUUAGCAUCUGUUGUCACCACCGCAAAUCUUCACGAUGCUUUCAUCCCUUUUGGUGAAAUCGUCGACGUAACUCUACCUAAAAAUGAUGCGCCAAACUCUACCGAGCCGCAUCGCGGGUUUGCCUACGUAGAGUUUGAGGAUGCCGAAGACGCCAAAGAAGCAAUCGAUAACAUGGAUCAGUCCGAAUUAUUCGGCAGAGUCCUAAGAGUAUCGGCAGCUAAACCUCCAAAGAGCGCGGAAGAAGGACUAGGUAGUAAGACGGCAAUCUGGCAACAGGAAGGAUGGCUUGCUAAGCAUGCCGUCAGCGAGGAAGACAGGGCUGCAGCGGCGGCACCUAGAGCUGGCGAAGAUGACAGGCCGGAGGAUCCAAUGCAGGGACUUGAGGGACUGGAUGUCGCUGGACCAAAACCGGAAUGAGCCGGGACUAAUAGUAGUAUCUACGUGAAGUUUCUCAAGUUUCUCAAGUUUCUCGCAUAGCGUUGGCGUUAGAAAAGGGAUUCCAGGGCACAGAGUGAAAAAAAAAAAUCUUUAGGAUAGGAGCUUGCGACUGAUAUCUA